CCCAGCUUCCUGGCGCUGCUUAUGAUGGAGGUGGACCAGUUUGCGCUCACAGCCCUCACCCUGGACAUGCUGGCUGCUGAGGACCUGGAGACCCCCGUGGACCUCUUGAUCUUCAACCUCACUUCUCUCUGGCCCAGUGACCCGCGGCAGCAAGGCUUCCUGCUCAGCACCGAUGACCCCAGUCGCCCCCUCGUUGCCUUCUCGCAGCAGGAGGUGAGAGAGCUGAAGAUUGCCUACCAGCCCCCUACCCUGGACUCGGACCAGGAGCGGCUUUUCCAGGUGGAAAUGGAAGUGCUGGACCCUGACGGCGCCUCCUCAGAGCCUUUUGCUUUCAUGAUUCUGGUAAAGCCCAUGAACACAUUGGCCCCGGUGGCCACUUUCAAUCGUGUGGCGGGCCCACAGCUGAUGCUCUUUGAGGGCCAGUCACGGCCCCUGUCUGGCAACUUGGAGAUCAGUGAUGAGGACAAUCUGAAAGAGGUGAAGGUCUGGGUCACACGGGGCUUGCGAUACGGGAAGCUCAAGGUACUUGGUGUACCGCCCAGCUGCAAGUACUUCACUGCUGCAGAGUUAGCAGCAGGGCAGGUGGUUUACCAGCACGAUGGCAGUGAGCACAGCUACAGUGACAACAUCGUUUUCCGCAUGGCAGAUGGGCAGCACCAGGUCGAAUUUCUGUACCCCAUCACCAUUGCUCCUGAUGAUGAUCAGCCACCGCUGCUGAAUGCAAAUAUGGGGCUGGUGCUGAGUGAGCACCAGACUGUCCAAAUCUCACCUUUUGUCCUCAGUGCCACAGACAUUGACUCUGAUGACACCUCUAUCCGAUUUGUCCUGGUUGGGGACUCUGCAGUGUCCCUACUACACUCCCAUCACUUUGGUGAGCUGCUGCUGCGUCAGGCAGAGCAACCAGCAUCUUACAAGAGCAAAGAAAGCGGAGCAGGGUUGGAGAGUGACUCCUCUUCCUUCCCCUGGCACUUUGUGGAGGAUGAACAUGUGUAUGAGAGGGUGGUGAACGAGUGGCUGCAGCAGGACAUCCUCGAUGGGAGGCUGUUCUUCAGGCACACGGGAGCUCACAGCGCCAGCCCAGUGAUGGGCCGCAUUGUGUUCCAGCUGCAGGAUGACAACGACCCCCCUAACCGGUCAGGGGAGCAUGUGCUGACUGUCAAAGUCCAACCGGUAGACAGCCUGCCACCUGCACUGUACCCAGGUACUAGCCUGCAGAUGACAGUGCAGGAAUACCAACUGACUGUCUUUGAGAAGCACUAUUUACGGUACACUGACCUGGAUACGGAUGACAGGGAGCUGAAGUACACUUUACUGACACCCCCAACAGACACAGAUGAGAACCGUGCUGUGGUCACUGGAGAGAUUGUCUUGGCUGACAGUCCCGAGACAUCCAUUACACGUUUCACCCAAGCCCAGGUCAACCACCACAAGGUAGCAUAUCGACCCCCGGAUCAGGAGCUGGGGAUCACACCACGGGUGGUUCAGUUCACAUUCCUUGUAGAGGACUCAGCUGGCAAUUCUUUACAAGGUACCUUUACUCUCUUCCUGCAGCCAGUGGACAACCAGCCACCUCAGAUCACCAAUACAGGCUUCACUGUGCUUGAGGGAAACAGUUUUCUUGUCACAAGUAAUCAACUGGAUGCUACAGAUGAGGACACGUCUGCAGACCAGAUUGUCUUCACUGUAACUCAAGCUCCGGAGCAUGGCCAUCUACGUUAUCUGGAGGAGGGUCUGAUGGUGCAAGGGGAAUCUUUCCUGCUAGAUGAUAUUGCUGGUGGGCGCGUCUCCUACAAGCACAGCGGCGAUGAGUUUGCCAGUGAUUCUUACCAGUUGGAAGUGAGUGAUGGAGUCCAUCAUGUGCCAAUCACAGUCAAGAUUGCUGUGCAGCCUGUGGAUGAUGAAAACCCAAGUAUCGCUCUCCCUGGUGGUCAGAGGCAGGUGGGAGCAGCCAUUGAUGUCCUGGAAAAUGGUGCUACUCAAAUUACUACGUCACUUAUCCAGGGUACCGAUGAGGAUACAGAUGGCUUGGUGCUGACCUUCAUUGUGCAGGAUCCACCCAAGCUGGGUGACAUCCUUGUGGAUGGAGUGCAAUCAGAAAAGUUUACCCAGCAUGACCUCAUCAGUGGAGCAGUAGCCUACGCUCACACCAGCGGAGAGAUUGGCUUGAAAAAGGGGUAUGAUUCCUUCAAUCUCACCAUUUCUGACCUCUCCAGUGAACGGGUGGUGGGAGGCAGCACAGUACAAAGGGUGUGUGUGGCUGUAACUAUAUUGCCUGUGGACAGCGUUGCACCUGAAGUGAUGGUUGUGGCAGAGCCACUCAGUGUCCUGGAGGGAGGGAAGAGUACUUUAACUCUGGAUCAGCUGGAUGUGGAGGACGUAGAUACUCCCAGAGAUGACAUCUUGUGCAUUGUCACAGUUCAGUCCACUUCAGGAUAUUUGGAAAAUGUCUCUCCAGCCCCAGGGUCCGAGAAGUCUAGAGCUGGUACUGCCAUUAGUGCUUUUUCCAUCAAAGAUGUUCGUCUGGGCCAUGUCAACUAUGUGCAGAGCAUUCACAAAGGGGUGGAGCCUGUGGAGGAUAGAUUCACUUUCCGGUGCUCUGAUGGUGUUAACUUCUCACCUCACCACUUCUUCCCCAUUGUCAUCAUCCCCACCAACGAUGAAAAGCCGGAGCUGUUUGUGCGUGAAUUCAUGGUGCUCGAGGGGAUGAGCCUGGUGAUUGACACCCCCAUCCUCAAUGGAGCCGAUGCAGACAUGCCUCGAGAUGAACUGCGUUUUGUUAUUGCUGUCCCUCCUAAGCAUGGGCAGAUUGUGCAGCAGCUGUCCACAGGCACUGUGCCUAUUCACAGCUUCACCCUGGAGGAGAUCCAGGAGGCUUCCAGCAUUGUGUAUGAACAUGAUGACUCAGAGACGAAAGAAGAUAGCUUCCAAAUUCAGCUGACUGAUGGACACCACACAGUGGAGCAGAACGUACCGAUUAUGGUGAUCCUGGUAGAUGAUGAGACCCCCAGGAUGGCAAUCAACAAUGGUCUGGAAGUAGAGAUUGGCAAGUCAAAGGUCAUCUCUAGUCAAGACCUUAAAGCCACAGACAUCGAUUCAGAGGACAAGAGCCUUGUUUAUGUCAUCCGUUUGGCACCUGUGCAGGGUUUCUUACAGCAUCUGAACAGACAAGAGGAGGUGCUGUGCAACAUUACACAAGGCACAAACUUCACACAAGAUGAUUUAGACCAGGGUUUUAUCCGCUAUGUUCAUACUGGCCUACAUGGAGUGCGUGAUCUGAUUAAAUUUGAUGUUACUGAUGGUAUUAAUGCCUUGAUAGACAGAUACUUCUAUAUUACCAUUGGUGGCACUGAUAUGAUCUUCCCUGAGGUGAUCAACAAGGGUGUGACUCUGAAAGAAGGUGGAAAGGUGACACUCACAACUGAUCUGCUCAGCACAAGUGAUGUUAACAGUCCUGAUGAAAAUUUGUGUUUCAGUGUCACCCAGUCCCCGACCCGGGGCCGUCUAGAGAAUUCAGACAGUCCUGGAGUACCCGUUGUUUCCUUUACUCAACUCCAACUUGCUGGCAACAAGAUUUACUACAUUCACACUGCAGACGAUGAGGUAAAGAUGGACAGUUUUGAGUUUGAAGUGACAGAUGGGUAUAACCCGGUCUUCCGUACCUUCAGGAUCUCCAUCACAGAUGUGGACGAUAAAAAGCCAGUUCUAACUAUUGGUGACCUGGUUGUUGAGGAAGGGAAGACUAGGCUGAUCACCCCUUUUGAGCUGACCGUGGAAGAUGGGGAUACGCCUGACCAUUUACUCCUAUUCACGGUCACUCAGGUUCCAGUGCAUGGCCAGAUUUUGUACAACAGCAGCUACCCAGUCACCAGCUUCACCAAACAAGACUUGAAUGAGAAUCUUAUCAGCUACAGACACGAUGGUACAGAAACCGGCCAGGAUAGUUUCUCCUUCUCUGUGACUGAUGGGACCCACACAAACUUUUAUGUUUUCCCUGACACUAGCAAGGAGAUCCAUCAACCUCAGAUGAUGAGGAUUCAGAUCAGUUCACUGGACAACAGAGUGCCACAGUUAGUGGUGAACAAGGGUGCCCCUACUCUGAGAAGACUUCCAGCUGGGCACCUAGGCUUCCUGAUCACUAGUAAGGUGCUAAAGGCAGAGGAUCGAGACAGUCCACACAAGCUGUUGAAAUACAAAAUAACAGAUGGGCCGGAGCAUGGCUUCAUCAUUAAUACUGGCCUUGGAAAUGAGAGCAUUAGAACAUUUAUGCAAGCCGAUAUUGAUGAAAUGAAGAUCAGCUACAUCCUGAAGGAAGGUGAUAAUGCUACCAGUGACAUCUUCUAUUUCUCCAUUGAAGACAAUG
Messenger RNA from Fulmarus glacialis (Northern fulmar), 4360 nucleotides. RefSeq names its product FRAS1-related extracellular matrix protein 3-like. The record is from RefSeq and is a predicted model, not a curated record. The transcript has 2 exons. Lineage: Eukaryota; Metazoa; Chordata; Aves; Procellariiformes; Procellariidae. The annotation marks the transcript as partial.